AUGGCACGCCAAUUAGUUGCUCUGGCUCUUGUGUUCGUUGCCCUUGUUGCAGGUGUUUCUGCACAAGCAGUUGAUUCCCCUGCUUCAUCCCCUGAAGCCAGUGCACCAGCUGCAGAUUCAGUUUCUCCUGCAUCGAGCCCUGUUGCUGCCGAUGUAGAAGUUUCAUCGCCACCAGCACCUGCUAGUGAAGCAAGUGCACCCACCGCAGCUCCUACUCAAUCUCCAAUUUCUGCAGCACCUGAGGCUAGUGCACCAAAUGCUGCUGCCGAUGGUCCAGGAGGGGUUUCAUCUGCUGCAGGCGAUGAUUACUACUAA
Solanum pennellii is the source of this 315-nucleotide messenger RNA. Its product is annotated as classical arabinogalactan protein 4-like. Lineage: Eukaryota; Viridiplantae; Streptophyta; Magnoliopsida; Solanales; Solanaceae. The transcript has a single exon. Bases 1 to 315 code for a protein of 104 amino acids. The record is from RefSeq and is a predicted model, not a curated record.